Molecule: messenger RNA, 691 nt
Organism: Aspergillus alliaceus
Lineage: Eukaryota; Fungi; Ascomycota; Eurotiomycetes; Eurotiales; Aspergillaceae
Product: 2,4'-dihydroxyacetophenone dioxygenase family protein
Exons: 2
Coding region: 113-691 (192 amino acids)
Source: RefSeq, a predicted model, not a curated record
CGUGCAGGGAGCUUCGAUAUAAAUAAGAAGCAGUUCCUGGGCAAACCGCUCAGUUCUCUCCAAUCCAAGUAGCACACAAUCAUCAUACUGUUACAAACGACCACAUUUUAUCAUGACUCCUGAUUCAUCCAAUCCCGAUGGGGCUCUCCCCUCCCACACAGUCCCCUUGAAAAGCAGUGCAAUAGUCAACAGCGAGGAGUCUAAACUAUCAGAUUUGGAGAAGGCUCAGCUGGCACUCGCUGACAAAUUCAGCUCUCCGGACGUUUAUAUCGAUGGAGAAAAAGACACCUGCUGGCAUCCAUGGCUCAACAACCUCGAGCUAAAGCCAUUGCGAUUUGAAACUCGGACCGGUACCUUCGUGGUCGUGUUGCGCAGCCUGGAAGACACUUGGUUGGGUAAGCAUCGCCAUCGGGGCUCUGUGACUGCGGUUACCCUGAAAGGUCAAUGGAACUACAAGGAGUAUGAUUGGGUCGCAAAGCCAGGUGACUACGUUGUUGAGAACCCGGGAACAAUUCAUACAUUACAUAUGGGGAAAGGGGCGGAGGUGGUUUUCACAAUCACGGGCAGCUUGGAAUUCUUUCAUGAUGAUGAUACUCUGAAGAAUACGAUGGACAUUUUCAGCUACGCUCAUUUAUAUUAUGAGCAUUGCAAGAAGCAAGGCCUCAAGCCAAAUGAUGGGCUUUGGUACUAG